AUGUAUAAGGUUAUAUUCGAAAGUGCCGAAAAGUUGCAGUGUAUAAGCAUCACAAUGUCUGAGAAGAAGAGAAUUCUGGUUCUUGGGAGCGGAAUGGUGGCACCUCCCUGCAUUGAGUAUCUUACUCGCAGCCCUCAAAACGAAGUCGCUGUUGGUGAGACGAUUCCUUCGCUUUCUUCCUGCGCUCCAAUGAGGCUGAUUCAAAACUGCUGUCUAGCCUGCCGAACCCUUUCUAGUGCACAGAGGGAGAGCUAUCUGCUGAUCUAG
Messenger RNA from Penicillium mononematosum, 267 nucleotides. RefSeq lists its product as uncharacterized. The transcript is spliced from 2 exons. The record is from RefSeq and is a predicted model, not a curated record. Bases 1 to 267 code for a protein of 88 amino acids. NCBI's taxonomy places the organism in Eukaryota, Fungi, Ascomycota, Eurotiomycetes, Eurotiales, Aspergillaceae.